CAGAAUGCACAAGAUCACCAAACCGGAUGUGAAGUAGUGUAAAGAUUCCCUCAAAUAAAAGGAAGCAGAGAACAGAAUGUUUCCUAAAAAUUCAUGCAAUAAGAAAUGACACACAUUUCAAUAGGUAUACAUUUCCUUCUGAAGCAAUAGGUGGCAGCACAGAGUUGCAGAGAUUGUCGAGCCCACAGUGAAAAUGUAAAACUCAGCCGGUCAGUCUGUGAUUUACUUGGAGGGUCACCAUUAGGACAGCGGACUGCUCAGGAGAGGAGUAUGGAGCCCUUAACUCGGUCAGAGGUGUUUGGAGAGCUCAGGAAGGAGCUUUAUGGAGACAAACAGUCGAGUCAUUCCAGCACACACGUAUUUAUCAUCCUGGGAGCUUCUGGAGAUCUUGCAAAGAAGAAGAUCUAUCCGACUUUGUGGUGGUUAUUCAAAGAUGGCCUGCUCCCAGAGGACAUCUAUAUUGUGGGAUUUGCCCGCUCUGACCUGACUGUAGACAAAAUUAAGGCGGCAUGUCUUCCUCAUAUGAAGGACACUGACAAGGAGCUCGAUAGUCUAUCAGCCUUCUUCAAAAGGAACUCCUACCUGAGUGGUCGCUAUGAUGUUGGCAGCUCCUUUGAACGACUCAACAGCCAUCUGUCAUCUCUACCCGGCGGGGAAACCGCCAACCGGCUCUUCUACCUGGCGCUGCCCCCUACUGUCUACCACCAUGUCAGCACAAACAUCAGAAACCACUGCAUGAGCUGCAACAGAGGCUGGAACAGGGUAAUCUUUGAGAAGCCAUUUGGUCAUGACCUCCAGAGCUCCCAGGAGCUUUCAGCCCACCUCGCUAACCUGUUCAAAGAAGACCAGAUCUACCGCAUAGAUCACUACCUGGGAAAAGAGAUGGUUCAGAACCUUAUGGUUCUCAGGUUUGGAAAUCGCCUUUUUGGACCCAUAUGGAACAGGAACAGUGUUGCCUGUGUGGUGCUCACCUUCAAGGAGCCCUUUGGCACUCAGGGCCGUGGAGGGUACUUUGAUGGCUUUGGGAUAAUUAGAGAUGUCAUGCAGAACCACCUGCUUCAGAUGCUCUGUUUGAUUGCAAUGGAGAAACCUACAUCCACAAGCCCCGACGACGUGAGGAAUGAGAAGGUGAAGGUGCUGAAGUGCAUAGCUCCUCCUAACAUGGCAGAUGUGGUGCUGGGUCAGUACGUGGGAGAUCCGGGCGAGGAGGGUGAUGCCAACCUGGGUUACCUCGAUGAUCCCACAGUACCAAAAGGCUCCUGCACACCAACGUUUGCAACUGCAGUGCUCUACGUCCAGAAUGAAAGAUGGGAUGGGGUUCCUUUCAUUCUCCGCUGUGGUAAAGCCCUGAAUGAGCGGAAAGCUGAGGUGCGUCUGCAGUUCACGGACGUACCCGGAGACAUCUUUGCUGACCGCUGUCAGAGAAACGAGUUGGUGGUCCGGGUGCAGCCGGACGAGGCUAUUUACCUGAAGAUGAUGAGCAAGAGGCCUGGAGUUUUCUUCGGCCCAGAGGAGACCGAGCUGGACCUCACCUACAAGAGCAGAUACAAGAUUGUGAAGCUUCCUGAUGCUUAUGAGAGACUGAUUCUGGACGUCUUCUGUGGAAAUCAGAUGCACUUUGUCCGCAGCGAUGAGUUGCGAGAAGCCUGGAGGAUCUUCACCCCCCUGCUCCACCAAAUAGAAGCUGCAAAGAGACAACCUAUUCCUUACACAUAUGGAAGUCGUGGUCCAAGUGAAUCAGACGAUCUUAUUCAGAGGGUGGGCUUCCGCUACGAGGGGACAUACAAAUGUGUGACCUAACUCAUGCAACAUAUGUACAGAGAUCGGAACAUGCAGUGGUCUUUCCCAGGAUUCAGAAAGCUCUGGGAAGAACAGUACUGAUGAACAUGUGUUUAAAUAUCCGAGUCUCUUGUGCUUGUUUUCCUGUAAGAGAAACGCUGCAACCCGUUGGUUGGGAUGUUAUAAAGAGUCGAGCUGCUGUAGUUAAAGUCCGAAGCAAAUUCUUCUUCUUCAUCAUAGGAAACUGUUGCUGCUUUUAUCCACAUUAAUAAAAAAAA
Messenger RNA from Xiphophorus couchianus (Monterrey platyfish), 2057 nucleotides. RefSeq names its product glucose-6-phosphate 1-dehydrogenase-like. The record is from RefSeq and is a predicted model, not a curated record. Gene Ontology annotation, biological process: glucose metabolic process; pentose-phosphate shunt, oxidative branch. NCBI's taxonomy places the organism in Eukaryota, Metazoa, Chordata, Actinopteri, Cyprinodontiformes, Poeciliidae. Gene Ontology annotation, molecular function: NADP binding; glucose-6-phosphate dehydrogenase activity. The transcript has 13 exons. Gene Ontology annotation, cellular component: cytosol. The coding region runs from base 271 to 1800 and encodes 509 amino acids.